CUUUUCCUUUUCAUGGUAGGUCGCCCCCCUAAAGAUUCACUCGAAAAAGCUCUCGCCUUUGUCAUUUUCUUUCUUCUCCUUCUCGCUUUCUGGUUCAUUUCACAGCGAGCAACAGUGUUUUUCAGAAAAAGGAAAAACAGCGUCCCAUCCAUGCAAUGUGCCAACUGUGAUCUCGCGUUUGGUGAAAAACGUGACGUUUUUUCUUCUUCUUCUGCUUCUGCUUCUUUUUCUUCUCCUCUGCAUCUCCGACGAUUCGCAAACAGACCCACUUCAAACGUCUUGAUCCCAUUUUCCGAAAUCUCGGAGGCGUCCUGGUUUCGAAACGCUUGAGUCAUUUUUGAUUCGUCUGUGAUAUUCUGCGUCCGCCGGUCCACCGAAUCGAACGUGCUCUUCCGCGGGAAAGUUCCCACCUUUGAGUUGAGAAUGAGAAAGAGAGAGACAGAGAAAUAAAGGGUUGAAAGUUCAGCGAGUUCCUACCUCGUUUUCGGAGUUGGGCCAUGUUUUUUUUUUCCUGAUUUGGAGAUUACCCUCUACUUUGGAGUGUCAGAUGCCUGAGUGACUCGAGGAUCUCUUCAGAAGCUGCAAGAACGAGUAGCAUUAGACAUCAGAGGAGCGUCCGGGUCAACCUGCAGUCACUCGCGAAGGAAGUGAGCUCCUCAUUUUAGCAUCUGAAGUCAACCUUCUCAGUGACUCCGGCAAAAGUUUUGAUUUUCUGGAAGAAGAGCUCCAUCUCGGGAUAAUGCGGUUCUAUUGGGACAAUCUGCUUGAGAAAUCAUAGUUUAGUGCGGCUGCGUCUUGCCUGGGGGAGACAAAUCCUGGGACUGAACUCCAUGUCGUGGGUGCUUAUGGUUAUGCAUCAAAAGCAAAGUUUUGGCUGUACCUAUCUGGAGAAAAUGCUGGAAUUGAUGGUUAACAGAUUCCUGGGCUAAGUCAUAAGCUUAAAUUCGUGCGCCACGAUUAGCAAUCUUCAGUAUGUCAGAGAAUACGCAAGAAGUUCGAUCUCUUGGCCUGACGCCAACAUGGUCCGUUGCUACUGUAUUGACGAUUUUUGUCGCGGUUUCAUUGGUCGUGGAGCGCUCAAUUCACCGGUUAAGUACAUGGUUGCGUAAAACAAAUCGUAAGCCGUUGCUUGAAGCUGUUGAGAAAAUGAAAGAAGAGCUGAUGCUGCUUGGAUUUAUCUCUCUCCUUCUGACGGCCACCUCAAGCAUGAUAGCUAAUAUUUGCAUCCCGUCCAAGUUUUAUGAUCGUGCUUUUGCUCCAUGCACGAGGUCUCAGAUUGAUGAAGACAAAGAGAACAAUGGUUCCAAGGAUCGUAAGAUGUUAGCAGAAUAUUUCCUGAAUCACUCAUUCAGGAGAAUGUUGAAUACCUGGAGUCAGAAUUCCUGCAAAAAGGGUCAGGAGCCAUUUGUGUCGUAUGAAGGUCUUGAGCAGUUACAUCGCUUCAUAUUUGUCAUGGCAGUAACGCAUAUAUCUUACAGCUGCUUGACAAUGUUGCUAGCAAUAGUGAAGAUUCACAGUUGGAGAUUAUGGGAAGAUGAAGCUCAUGUGGAUCGGCAUGAUUACUUAACUGAUAUCACAAGAGAGUCGAUAUUACGGAGACAAUCUACUUUUGUCAAGAUUCAUACAACAAAUCCUUUGGUCAAGAGCAGAUUUGUCAUCUGGGUGACUUGUUUUUUCCGUCAGUUUGGGCAUUCAGUGGUUCGUGAUGACUACUUAACUUUACGUAAAGGCUUCAUCAUGAAUCACCACCUUCCACCAAAGUAUGAUUUCCACAGCUAUAUGAUUCGCUCUAUGGAAGAAGAAUUCCAACGGAUAGUUGGUGUGAGUGGUCCUCUAUGGGGAUUUGUAGUUGCUUUCAUGCUGUUUAACAUAAAAGGGUCCAAUCUCUAUUUUUGGAUAGCCAUUAUUCCUAUUUCACUUGUUCUUCUGGUGGGCUCAAAACUGCAGCAUGUCAUCGCAACCUUAUCAUUGGAAAAUGCUGGAAUUUCUGGAUACUUAUCAGGAGCUAAACUGAGGCCUCGUGAUGACCUUUUCUGGUUUAAGAAGCCUGAGCUACUUUUGUCCUUGAUCCACUUCAUUUUGUUUCAGAAUGCAUUCGAACUAGCUUCAUUCUUCUGGUUUUGGUGGCAGUUUGGAUAUAACUCAUGCUUCAUUAAAAACCAUCUGCUUGUCUACUUACGAUUGAUUCUGGGGUUUGCUGGACAAUUCCUCUGCAGCUAUAGCACAUUGCCUCUGUAUGCUCUGGUUACUCAGAUGGGAACAAACUACAAGGCAGCCCUGAUUCCGCAGAGAAUACGAGAAACGAUCCAUGGGUGGAAGAAGUCUGCUAGGAGGAAGAGACGGCUUGGCAUGUUAACGGAUGAUUCAACAGUACAUACAGACACGAGUACAGUUAUGUCACUGGACGAAGACGAUCAUCAGUUGUUUGAUGAGCCCACAAAUCCAACUGAUGGAUGCACAGAAAUUGAGUUACAAGGAGCUCCUCCUACAAUCGUCAUUAGUCCUCGAGUUGCUAAUGAGACGUCGAGUAGAGUUGGUACACCUCUCCUUCGCCCUUCUGCGUCUCUGUCUUCAUCAUCCCCUGGGAACUUCCAUGCAGAUGUUUUUUCAAGAUGUAGUUCCAUGCCAGCUAGAAGAGAAUGAUGAGUAAGGUUUUCAUGGCUAUGAUGGGGGCAGCGAAAAGCUCGACUGGUUUUGUUUGUAAUGUCACAUUUGAGGAUGCCAUGUCAGAGUUAAUCUUAAGAGCAUAUAUUGCGAAAUAUAGAUUGUAAAAUUUCCACAGAGGAUAGGCGAGAAAGUUAAAAUGUAAUAGAAUUGGUGUAACGAGCAGAUACUGACACGGUUAUGAUACAGGCCUUAGGCUACGUUUGGUUGUCCAGAUUUCUAAUCAGGAUAGGACUGGAUAUGAUAGGAUAUAAAAUCCUGGGAUUUUUUUAUA
Molecule: messenger RNA, 2938 nt
Organism: Eucalyptus grandis
Lineage: Eukaryota; Viridiplantae; Streptophyta; Magnoliopsida; Myrtales; Myrtaceae
Product: MLO-like protein 11
Exons: 16
Coding region: 973-2643 (556 amino acids)
Biological process (GO): defense response
Cellular component (GO): membrane
Source: RefSeq, a predicted model, not a curated record